Molecule: messenger RNA, 1667 nt
Organism: Perca fluviatilis (European perch)
Lineage: Eukaryota; Metazoa; Chordata; Actinopteri; Perciformes; Percidae
Gene: hspa13
Product: heat shock protein 70 family, member 13
Exons: 5
Coding region: 136-1464 (442 amino acids)
Biological process (GO): vesicle-mediated transport; protein refolding; cellular response to unfolded protein
Cellular component (GO): nucleus; cytoplasm; plasma membrane
Molecular function (GO): ATP binding; ATP-dependent protein folding chaperone; ATP hydrolysis activity
Source: RefSeq, a predicted model, not a curated record
CAUUCAAUGUUGACGUGUAGUUUGUUGGUAAUAGUCCAUAUGGUACUAGUCCGUUUUCAAAGCCGGACAUCAUUUCAGCUUCUGACGGACGUUUUGUGAAUUUUAACCUGUGGGUGACUUCGCAAUUGGGCGACGAUGUCCGGAGAAAUGUCUAUGAUUGGUUCGGUGAUCCUGGCCCUGUUCCUAGCUGGCUAUCUGGGCCAGCAGUACUUGCCGCCCCCGAAACCGAAAGUGAUCGGCCUGGAUCUGGGCACCACCUUUUGCUCGGUCGGCGUCUUCCAUCCGGGCAGAGGGGAGGUGGAAGUGAUAGCAGAUGAAGAGGGUAGGAAGAGCAUCCCCAGCGCCGUCUCAUUCACCACCACUGCGGUGCUGGCUGGACAUGAAGCGGUGGACCUGGCCGACAGCAACCCUCAAAACACCAUCUACGAUGCCAAGAGGUUCAUCGGGAAGAUAUUUGAGCCGCAGGUCCUGGAGCAGGAGAGCGCUCGGUACCCGUUUAAGGUGACGAAUAACAAUGGAAGUGCAGAGUUUCUGAUCUCCACCAACCACACCUUCGCCGUAAGCCCCGAGUUCAUCGGCUCCAGGCUGCUGCUGAAGAUGAAGAAGAUGGCCGAGCGACACCUUGACAUGCCCAUCCAGAAAGCGGUCAUCUCGGUGCCUGCAGAGUUUGACGAGAGACAGAGGAACUACACCAUCAGGGCCGCCAACCUCGCUGGCCUGGAGAUCCUGCGUGUGAUCAAUGAGCCCACAGCAGCAGCCAUGGCCUACGGCCUGCACAAGGUGGAUGUGUUUAAUGUGCUGGUGGUGGACCUUGGGGGAGGAACUCUGGACGUUUCUCUGCUCAACAAACAGGGAGGCAUGUUCCUCACCAGAGCCAUGGCAGGGAACAACAAGCUGGGAGGUCAAGACUUUAGCCAGAGGUUGCUCCAGUACACCAUAGAGCGAGCCCAACAGGAGUUUGGCAUCCCACCCACUCACAAAGAGGACAUCCACCGUCUGCGACAGGCCGUGGAAGCCGCCAAGCUCAACCUCACCCUCCAGCCCAGCGUCACCAUCAGGGUGCCCCUGCACCUUCACGCCCACGGCAGCUCCGUGUCACCAGAAGGCUCGGCUCCUGUUCCGGUUCUCUUCCAGGCUGUGAUCACUCGCGAGCUGUUCGAGGAGAUCAACAAGGACCUUUUCCAGAAGAUCCUUGCUCCCGUUGAGACGGUAUUAGCCGAGGGCCACCUGGAGAAAGAGGACGUGGAUGAGAUAGUUCUGGUCGGAGGGUCUACCAGGAUCCCGAGGAUCAGGAUGCUGAUCAGGGAGUACUUUGGGAAGGAGCCCAACACAUCAGUAGACCCCGACCUGGCUGUGGUCACAGGUGUGGCCAUUCAGGCUGGCAUCAUGGGCGGCUCCUGGCCUUUACAAGUGAGCGCUAUAGAAAUCCCCAACAGACACUUACGCAAGACGAACUUCAGCUAAUCUUUUACCAAGGUUAUUUAUUCAGAUCAAGACUUCCUAACGUUUCAUGCUUCUCUUAUGUGCAACAUUUACAAUCUGCUGAAGUAAAAAAACAAACAAAAUUGCCAACAAAAGACAUCUGAAUGAAGAAAUGCAAGAUGCUCAGGUUUUUCAAGUUAUCUCAUGCUCUCUUGUUUGUGAAAGGCAGCGGUGGCAAAAAAAAA